AUGCCAACUAUAGUUAAUGGUGUAAACAAAGAGGAGGCCAGCUUGCCGAAUGGGGCCGAAAGCUCUCUUUGGAUACACGGGAAUGGGAUACCCGGGGGCGCGCGAGCUUGGUGGAAAGAAGCCUCAGUUUAUCAAAUAUAUCCAGCCUCUUUUUACGACUCCGAUGGUGAUGGAUUGGGGGAUAUUCCUGGUAUAAUAGCCAAGAUGGACUAUUUCAAAAAGUUGGGGGUUGAUGUAAUUUGGCUCUCUCCAGUAUACGAGUCGCCCCAGAAAGAUAUGGGUUAUGACAUCGCAGAUUAUACCAGAAUACACAAGCCUUAUGGCACAGUUCAAGACGUCGAAGACUUAAUCGAGGGCUUACAUAAUCGUGGUAUACGGCUUAUUAUGGAUUUGGUGCAUAAAUGGUUCCAAGAAUCCAGAACCUCGAAAGCCAAUCCAUUCCGGGACUGGUAUAUUUGGAGGCCUCCAAAGUACGAUACGCAGGGAAAUAGACACCCGCCUAACAAUUGGGCUUCCAUAUUCGGCGGGAGUGCCUGGAAAUACGACCCUAAAACCGACGAAUAUUAUUUACACCUCUUUUGCACUGAGCAACCUGAUCUUAACUGGGAGAACCCAAAAGUUGUUUCUGCAGUACACAAUAUCAUGACAUUCUGGUUGGACAAGGGUGUAGACGGGUUCCGCAUGGAUGUCAUAAAUAUGAUUAGCAAGACUCCAGGCCUCCCAGACGCUCCAGUCACCGUAGAGUCGAGCCCACACCAACCGGCAAUGUCGCAUUACGCAAACGGGCCUCGACUCCAUGAGCAUUUGAGAGGGUUGAGAGAGAUCCUGGACCGUUACAAUGCAUUUUCUGUUGGAGAAAUGCCUUCUGUUAGAGAACCCGAGGAAAUUAUCAAGGUUGUCGGUGCUUCCCGAAAGGAACUAAACAUGAUCUUCCAGUUCGACAUAGUUGACAUUGAUAGCGGAUCUCUGGGCAAAUUUUCUCCUGCACCUUGGUCGCUAUCAACUCUCAAGGAUAUUGUGGGGAAAUGGCAGACAUUUAUGAUCGAGAGAGAUGGCUGGAACGCGCUGUUUUUGGAAAACCACGAUCAACCACGCUCUAUCUCCCGCUUCGCUUCAGAUAGUCCAGAAUUCAGGAUCCAUGCAGCCAAAAUGCUAGCAACGUUUCUUGCAUUGCAGUCAGGUACUCUCUUCAUUUACCAAGGCCAGGAGCUGGGAAUGGCGAAUCUACCAAAGGAUUGGAACCUUGACGAGUUCAAGGACGUUGAAACUAUCAAUUAUGUGAACGAACUUGCCGAAGUUUCCAAAAUCAAAGGCCAAAGCUUCUAUAACCAAUCUCUAGAAGAAGUUCGCUCAAAAGCUCGAGACAAUUCACGAUCACCAAUUCAAUGGGACACUACUAAAAAUGCCGGCUUCUCUACCGGAGUUCCAUGGAUGCGCGUAAACGACGAUUAUAUGGACUGCAAUGCGCAGUCCCAAAUCAACGAUCCCGAUAGCGUUUUUGCGUUUUGGCAGAACAUCCUGAAGCUUCGCCGCAAGUUGGUCAACGUCUUCGUCUAUGGAGAUUUCAAAUUCUUAAACGACAAUGAUCAGAAUAUCUGCGCUUACGAAAGAUCUCAUCCGACGGCUGGAAGAGCAGUUGUUUUGUGUAACUUUUCAUCAGGAAAAGUCGCCUGGAAAGUGCCUACUGAGCUACUACAUCUAUUGAGCCCAGAAAAUCUCAUCCUCCACAACUACAACGCCCCACAACACAUACGCUUUGAGAGCCUCGAAAUGCAAUUUGCACCUUUUGAGUCCAUGGUCUUCUUCGUUUCUGCAUAG
Orbilia oligospora ATCC 24927 is the source of this 1818-nucleotide messenger RNA. RefSeq lists its product as uncharacterized. The coding region runs from base 1 to 1818 and encodes 605 amino acids. Lineage: Eukaryota; Fungi; Ascomycota; Orbiliomycetes; Orbiliales; Orbiliaceae. Gene Ontology annotation, molecular function: alpha-amylase activity. The record is from RefSeq and is a predicted model, not a curated record. The transcript has 6 exons. Gene Ontology annotation, biological process: oligosaccharide catabolic process.